CUCUUGCUUGGUGAGGUGUGUGCUAGUGCCAUAGGUAAAAGGAUGUAGAACGAUUCUCCGUGUCAAAUGUGUGUGUUCCAUUACAAUGUAAACAUCGGAUCCCUCUGCUAAGGCAAUGCCUCUGUCAGAUCGAACCAUCAGGCCCGUAUGGCUGGGGAGAAGGCCCCUUUCAGAGGAGGAGAAAAGUGAGGAAAUUGUACAAAUAGCCGUGUGCCAAAAUGCUGUUUUGGGGGCCCUUGUGCAACUGGCCAGCCUUGUCCGACACGCCGAUGAUAUUUUCUGUGAUUUGGCUGAAGAGUGUCAAAAAGUUUUCGAAAAAACGGAAUCCAUUGGAUACAGGCUAGAAAAUGUGGAUAGGAUAGUCAAACAGUUGGAUUCUACAGAGGUCAAAAUUCGUAAGUAG
Messenger RNA from Lymnaea stagnalis (great pond snail), 403 nucleotides. The record is from the annotation of a GenBank genome assembly. Lineage: Eukaryota; Metazoa; Mollusca; Gastropoda; Lymnaeidae.